GAUCUUCUUAAGCAUUCCGCUGAAAGAUGUCACCGAGCCGGAGGUGGAGCUGGAGGACCAGCGGGUCUACUUCCGUGGUGUGAGCCACGGACAAGAAUUUGAGGUGAGCUUAAAGCUCCUUCGCAGCAUCAACGUGAGCACGAGCAAGUACGACCUGGACAAGAAGGGCGUCAACUUCGACCUACCGAAGCUCGUCUCAGAGCCCUGCUGGAAGCGGCUGCUGAAAUCGAAAAA
Molecule: messenger RNA, 234 nt
Organism: Symbiodinium sp. CCMP2456
Lineage: Eukaryota; Dinophyceae; Suessiales; Symbiodiniaceae
Source: the annotation of a GenBank genome assembly